Messenger RNA from Telopea speciosissima, 1467 nucleotides. Its product is annotated as F-box protein At1g47056-like. Gene Ontology annotation, biological process: SCF-dependent proteasomal ubiquitin-dependent protein catabolic process. Gene Ontology annotation, cellular component: SCF ubiquitin ligase complex. The coding region runs from base 1 to 1467 and encodes 488 amino acids. The record is from RefSeq and is a predicted model, not a curated record. Lineage: Eukaryota; Viridiplantae; Streptophyta; Magnoliopsida; Proteales; Proteaceae. Gene Ontology annotation, molecular function: protein binding. The transcript is spliced from 4 exons.
AUGAAACAAAUCCAGGAACGGCCUGAGUACGAAGGACCCUUCGAAGCCAUCGGAAAACAUCCACAAACGCCGGCGCUGUCUGAGGCAGAGGGUGAGGACGAGGAGGAGAUGUUGGCUGGGGUUUCCUCGCCUUCUGAUAUAAAGAUAGAUUCUGUUUCUGAUUUUGUGUCCCACCUUCCCGACGAGUGCCUGGCCUACAUAUUGAAGUACCUGGGCUUCCUCGACCGUGAAAGCUGCUCUCUUGUCUGUCGCGCUUGGCUCCGCGUCGAGGGUCAAAGCCGACAUCGCCUCUCUCUUGAGGCCAAAUCCAAUCUUCUCCCCGUCAUCCCCUCUCUCUUCACUCGCUUUGAUGCCGUCACCACACUUGCCCUCAAAUCCGGUCCCCCAUGUAAAUCCGUCCUCAUCGGCGACGAUGCUCUUCUCCUCAUCUCUCUCCACUGCCCUAACCUCACUUGCCUCAACCUCCAUGCUUGCGACCAGUUGACCGAUGUAGGCAUUACCACUUUUGCCCUCAACUCCAAGGGUACUUUAAAGGAAUUCCAUUGUGAUUUCUGCAACUUUAGUGCCAAGGGCAUGAACGCUAUCCUCAAUCACUGUUCCUCCCUCGAAGAGCUCUCCGUCGACUUUCUUCCCGGCCUUGUUUUCAGUUCUGCUGCCAUGACUAUCGGACCAGGUGUCGCUGCUUGCUCUCUUAAGACCAUCCGCAUCAAGCGGCUCUAUAACGGCCAGUGCUUCGGACCCCUAAUUAUAGGCUCCAAGAAUCUCAGGACCUUGAAGAUCUUCGGUUGCUCUGGGAAUUGGGAUAAACUCUUCAAAACCAUAGUAGAACAAGUCACAGGUCUGGUUGAGAUACAUUUGGAGACAAUCCUAAUAAGCGAGGCCGCCCUCGUUUCUAUCUCUAAUUGCUUGGAUCUGGAGAUCUUGCACCUUGUUGGGAUUCCCAAUUGCACGAAUGCGGUGCUUGUGUCCAUCGUUGAUCACUGCAAGCACUUAAGGGAACUCCAUAUCCUUGGAGUGAGGAACAGUAAUAAGAUAAGUGACGAGGGAAUCACUGCCAUUGCCAAACGGUGCCCUUACCUUGAGGAAUUGAUUCUCUUUGGUGCCAAUAAUACCACUUCUUUGAGUUUGAGUGUGCUCGCUGCCAAUUGCCAAAAUCUGAAGCGCUUAGUACUGUGUUGGAUUGACGCGGUUGAUGAUGCCGUGAUUUCGUGCAUUGCUGCUCAAUGCAUCGCAUUGAAGAAUCUCUGUAUCAUGUGCUGCCCUGUCACCGAUCAUGGGCUGAAAGCGCUUUCUCUUGGUUGCCCUAAUUUGGUCAAGGUGACAAUUUACGGUUGCUUGGAAAUAACUUGUGAUGGCAGGGAUCGGUUGAAGGCAGAUCGGGGUUCUUUGGAUUUCAAUUUGUUAACUAUCCACGAUCCGUUCCCGUCUCCGUUUACGGCCUAUGUCUCCAAGAGUUAUUUCAACUAA